CGCAACGCAAGCAAAUCCAACGAAGCAAACAAGUGCACCAGAAAAAGCACGAUCAAAUCCUACACCACUAACAGAUUUGACAAAAUAACAACAGCAUUACAACAUUCAGAAACUCCAACAUCGUCCANAUCCCCCUUCUCCUUCCCACCAGCUGGCGCAACCCUCACUAUAGCAGCAGCAGCAGCCACCACCGCAGCCGCCGCCGGGCCCGGAACCCUCUCUAUCUCAACGGGCCUCGGCACCUCCGGCGGGCUCGCACACCUGAUCAAGGCCCAAUUCACACCCUCAAAGAACGGGUGCUGCUUGAUCUCAGUCGCUCCCCGUUUAUACGCCAGCCUGUUCUGCGGCUCCUUCACCAGCAGCCCUCUGAUCAGAUCUCUGGCCGCAAAGCUCACCACCGGCGACUCCGGAAAACGCAACGGCUGCCCCACAACAUUAAACAGCGUGGCCCUAUUGCCCGACCCCUUGAACGGAGUCUUCCCGAACAACAGCUCGUAUAGAAAAAUCCCGAACGUCCACCAGUCGACCGCGCUUCCGUGGCCCUCGCCUUUGAUAAUCUCGGGGGCCAAAUACUCGUGGGUCCCGACAAACGACAUGGACCGGGCCUCUGUGGGCUCGGCUAUGAGCUCGGGCAGCGGGCUCACCUGGUUCCCUAUCUCGUUCUUGGAUGGCUUCCGGUCCUUCUUGGGCCGGCCCGAGAAGAGGCGAGGCCCGAAGCAUGUGGUGGGGCCCACGCAUGAGACGGGGUUUUUGCGGGCCGGGUCAGGGUCGAGGGUAGAUGAGGACUUGAUGAGAGUGGGGCUGACUGUGCAGCGAAGGGAGAGGUCGAAGUCGGAGAGCAUGAUGUGGCCGUCCUCGCGGACGAGGACGUUUUCAGGCUUGAGGUCGCGGUACACGAUGCCGAGCAUGUGGAGGUAUUCUAAGGCUAGGAGGACCUCGGCUACG
Messenger RNA from Striga asiatica, 945 nucleotides. The record is from the annotation of a GenBank genome assembly. NCBI's taxonomy places the organism in Eukaryota, Viridiplantae, Streptophyta, Magnoliopsida, Lamiales, Orobanchaceae.